Molecule: messenger RNA, 1625 nt
Organism: Lepus europaeus (European hare)
Lineage: Eukaryota; Metazoa; Chordata; Mammalia; Lagomorpha; Leporidae
Gene: PCOLCE
Product: procollagen C-endopeptidase enhancer
Exons: 9
Coding region: 122-1534 (470 amino acids)
Molecular function (GO): protein binding
Source: RefSeq, a predicted model, not a curated record
CCGCCUGGGGCUGCCUCAUCUGGCACUGAUUAUCCUGCUGCUGCUGCCGCUGCCGCUGCCGCUGCCUCCGCCAAACUCAGCUGCUGCUCCGUCGAGGACCCCAGCACUGCUCCCCCCCAACAUGCUUCCUGCUGCCACAGCCUCCCUCCUGGGGCCCCUCCUCACGGCCUGGGCCCUGCUUCCUCUCGCCCAGGGCCAGACCCCCAACUACACCAGACCUGUGUUCCUGUGUGGAGGGGAGGUGACUGGGGAUUCGGGCUACGUGGCAAGCGAGGGUUUCCCCAACCUCUACCCCCCCAAUAAAGAGUGCAUCUGGACAAUCACGGUCCCCGAGGGCCAGACUGUGUCCCUCUCCUUCCGAGUCUUUGACCUGGAGCUGCACCCCUCCUGCCGCUACGAUGCUCUGGAGGUUUUUGCUGGGUCUGGAACCUCGGGCCAGCGGCUUGGGCGCUUCUGCGGGACCUUCCGGCCGGCGCCUCUAGUCGCCCCCGGCAACCAGGUGACCCUAAGGAUGACAGCGGACGAAGGCACGGGAGGACGAGGAUUCCUGCUCUGGUACAGCGGGCGGGCCACCUCGGGCACUGAGCACCAGUUUUGCGGGGGGCGGAUGGAGAAGGAGCAGGGAACCCUGACCACGCCCAACUGGCCCGAGUCGGAUUAUCCCCCGGGCAUCAGCUGUUCCUGGCACAUCAUCGCGCCCCCUGACCAGGUCAUCGCGCUGACCUUCGGGAAGUUUGACCUGGAGCCGGACACCUACUGUCGCUACGACUCGGUCAGCGUGUUCAACGGAGCCGUGAGCGACGACGCCAAGAGGCUGGGAAAGUUCUGCGGCGACACGGCCCCGGGCCCCAUCUCCUCCGAAGGGAAUGAGCUCCUUGUCCAGUUCGUGUCGGAUCUCAGCGUCACCGCCGACGGCUUCUCGGCCUCCUACCGAAUCCUGCCACGGGGCGCGGCAGCGCAAGGGCCAGCCCAGGGUGCAGGAGAGGAGGCCCGGCCGGGUCCCGCACUCGUCGACUCUGGCCCUAAGCCGGGAGUUGGACCCAAAGUCAAGCCGCCCGUGAAGCCGCGCCUCCAACCUGCAGGGAAGCCGGAGGCCUCGCCAGAGGCCAAGGCACCUCCCCAGGACCCCGAUGUACCCAGCAUCCCCUGCCCAAAGCAGUGCCAGCGGACAGGCACCAUGCAGAGCAACUUUUGUACCAGCAACCUGGUGGUGACUGGGACAGUAAAGUCCAUAGUUCGGGGCCCGGGUGAGGGUCUCUGGGUCACAGUCAGUCUCAUUGGUGCUUACAAAACCGGAGGACUGGAGCUGCCCUCUCCACCCACUGACGCCUCCCUGAAGUUUUAUGUGCCCUGCAAGCACUGUCGCCCCCUGAAGAAAGGAGCCAGUUACCUGCUGAUGGGCCAGGUGAAAGAGAACGGAGGUCCCAUGCUCCCUCCAGACAGCUUCGUGGUUCUCUACCGGCCCACCCAGCACCAGAUCCUCACCAACCUCAGCAAGCGGAAGUGCCCCUCCCAACCUGCCCAGUCCCAGUGAGACCAAGGCCAGCUCCAACUCCUGGCCCGCAGGGCCCCUCUCUUACCUGAAUAAAUAUUUCUUAACUGAAGAAAAAAAAAAAAUCAACUCG